Brachypodium distachyon (stiff brome) is the source of this 2277-nucleotide messenger RNA. RefSeq names its product auxin-responsive protein SAUR36. Bases 1715 to 2125 code for a protein of 136 amino acids. The record is from RefSeq and is a predicted model, not a curated record. The transcript has a single exon. Lineage: Eukaryota; Viridiplantae; Streptophyta; Magnoliopsida; Poales; Poaceae. Gene Ontology annotation, biological process: response to auxin.
AGCGGUCUAAGUUUUUUUUCCAGGAGAACUGCCUCCACCGCCGCUGCCAGAUUUUGCUUUCCUUUCCUUCAAGCGUCCGGUUCGACCUCCGGGUCUCCUUUCCUCCCAGGCAGCGAGAAUCAGAUCAGAUUUUGCUGGGCCAUGGUACUGUGGAGGCAAAGAUAGUGGACUUGUGAUUAGGCAGUCAGAUGCAUACUCUUGUUGCUGAACUGGGCAGAGGCAGCGUGCGAAACUUUUAUGUUGGUGUUCCAUGCAGUUCGGCGUCGUGGAACAAUAUACUGGGAGUUAAUCUGAUUCAAAAGCCAUCAUUUUCUGAAUGGUUUGGUGGCCCUGAGAUUGCAGCUAGUGGAGGUGAAGGGCCAGCGUCAGAGGGGACAUGGCAUAUGAUGGCCCAGUAGCCUUUGCUGAGCAGAUGUGUACUUUGCGCUUACAGCUGCAGGUGCAUGCUAGGUGUUUGUUGGUUUGUUGAGCAGUGCUCUGACAGCUGCAAAUCUUGCAAGUUGUUAGCCAGUUCCAUAUCUCAGUGUCCAUCCAUGGUAUGCGUGAUUUCAAGCAUCGCAUGUGUCAGCCAUUUCGUGGUAUCUUCCUUGCAUUUUCCAACGGGCCUAUAUCCAUUUUUGGGUGAAGGGUGAUUAGCUUUAAUGUGAGUUAAAAUGCAUGGCUUAUUCGGUCUUUUUUCAGGGAGAGACUCUCCCCUGAUGGUUUACUUCAACAUCCAUGACACGAACAUAACUAGAUGCAUCAAUAUUUUUACUUACCAAGGACAAUUCUUGAGCUCAUGCUGUGUCAUCUGUCACUGACCUGAUUUCCGAACAUUUCAGGUUUGCCGGUCGAUUUGAUCGUAAUUCGACAGUUCUAUCUUUUUUCAUUCUGAUUCCAGAUUCAUCUUUGUUUGAACAACGUGCAGCAGCCUUUCUCCGAAAGGUCGUCUCCGACACUUCUCCAUGUGUGAAGAUUUGCUUACCUACCUCAACGUUUCUAUGUAAUAGUAUGCCUCUGAGGCCAUAAAAGAAAAAUUUUACGGACCCGCACUGCUUACACUUGGGAUGCUUUCGUCUCGUGGAUGGGUUGUUGCCGUGGAUUUAUAGAAAAGGGAAAAGCCGGCGCCUAUGCAGAUAUGCUGGAGGGGAAUGUGAUGGUUGAGCAUGAGGAAGGUGCAGUGCUAUGAUUUUUGGAGGUUAUCUGGGUCGAAUUCUGCUGGGGUUGUGCUGAUCGGUUUGUCGGGAAUGGAAAUGGCAUGAUGACCCCAUGGGGCUCUCGAUCCGCUAGCACAUUUCAGACAUGGAUGGUGCUUUGCUUAAAAUGCCUUGAACCAUUGGAGAGAAUCGGUGCUACGUCGCAUCACCAAUCACGCAACCGGCAGUGUUGGCUGGAGCAAAAAUCUGGUCCAAAGGAAAUCUCGUCAAAAUCAUUUAUCACAUUGUCUGCAGCUAGCUGCAAUAACAUCGCAUGCCAGUUGCCAGAACACUCAUGGUGUGUGUGUCUCCUGCCCUGUGUAACCCACUGCUAUUGCUGAUAGCUACACACAAACACAACCCACGCACAUGCUCUGCCUAGAGCCUCUCUUCCUUCUGCUAUAAAUCCGUGGUCUGCUUGACACACAAACUUCGUCAUCUCAUCUGCAAGCAGCAGCAUCUACACAUCUUUCAGAGUUCAGACCUUCAGCGCCAAAGUGCAAUUUAGCCAGCCAAGAACACAGCAGAAUUUGUCAACCAUGAUCCAUCCAAGGAAACUUGCUCAGUUGGCCAAGAAGUUGCAGAGGAAGGUGGCUGCUGGAGCCGGUGGCCAGCAGGCCGACAGCGAGUGCUGCAGCACGGCGUUGGUCGCUGACAAGGGCCACUGCGUGGUGUACACUGCUGACGGGGCGCGGUUCGAGGUGCCGCUGGCGUACCUCGGCACGACAGUCUUCAGCGAGCUCCUGCGGAUGUCUGGAGAGGAGUUUGGCUUCGCGAGCGGUGGCGAAAGAAUCACACUGCCGUGCGAUGCCAUGGCGAUGGAGUAUGUCCUGUGCCUGGUCAGGAGAGAGGCCUCCAAGGAGGUCGAGAGGGCGUUCUUGAGCUCCAUCGCUGGGCACUGCGUGGCACCAUCGAUGGGACUCCACCAUCAAUUUGCUCUCUGCACGUAGCUUAGCUACUCUUAGUACUGUACCAUUUUGUAGCGUUGCAAGAACUUUGCAUAGCCUGAUGUGAGGUUCUUCUAUUGAUUGUCACAAGGAAUUAUACUUAGAAAAAAUGUUUCUUUUCAUGGAGAAAUUUAAUCACUUGCCGUUGCAAAGCC